This is a messenger RNA of Paramisgurnus dabryanus, 5379 nucleotides long. It is a transcript of the gene nrsn1, whose product is annotated as neurensin 1. Lineage: Eukaryota; Metazoa; Chordata; Actinopteri; Cypriniformes; Cobitidae. Gene Ontology annotation, cellular component: transport vesicle; neuronal cell body; neuron projection. Gene Ontology annotation, biological process: nervous system development. The record is from RefSeq and is a predicted model, not a curated record.
CUUUUUAAUGUUGCGCAUGCGCAGUGCGUCGAACUGAGUCAGGCUCCUCGACGGCUGAAGAGCGCAGAGUGAUGAGAGCAGAGAGAAGAUCUGCAGCCAGCGAUCACUCUCCCGUCUGCCUGGUUAUGACAGAUGUGAAGCAUGACUUCUUGCUCAGAAAUCUGUGGGUCGGAUUAUGCUGAGCAGGGCCACGGUGCACUCAGCAGCGGUUACCAAGGUUACGGGGUGCGUUCCUACCUGCACCAGUUCUAUGAAGAGUGCACUGCCUCCAUCUGGGAGCGCGAUGAAGAUUUUCAGACACAGAGAUCGCCUAAUCGCUGGAGCUCUGUCCUCUGGAAGGUCUGUCUUGCGCUUGGAGCUCUCAUUCUGGUAGCCGGGUUGUCAGUGCUGCUGGUGGGCUAUGCCACUCCACCUCGGCUCGAAGCGUUCGGCGAAGACGAGCUGCUCUUCGUGGACGGCCGUGCCGUGCGUUUUAACCGCGCGCUGGACGCCUGUAAGCUGGCCGGAGCCGUCCUGUUCUGCGUCGGUGGCAGUGGUAUGGCGGUGGGAUUGCUGUUGGCUGCUUGCUCUCAGGGCACCUCUAAAGAAGAGCUGCGACUGCAACAACGUUUCAAAGAUCGUCUAGCCGAGAUCCAGGCCUCCGUUCAACCGAUCACCCGCGCCCCCACCCCGGGAGAGGGCAAGGUGCCCGUCACUCUCUCUAAGGUGCAGAGCGUCCAACCCGGGGCGGAGACCUGACCUCCGCCCCCCACACCUUUACAACCGAAACGACCCCGUUAAUAGCUAUAACCGGGUUUCGUGCAAAAGCAAACAACAGUUCCAGGAACAGUAGAGAUAGAUAAUAUUGCACUUUCUCUGAUGCGUAUCAUUCGUCUAUAUUGACCAAGAGUACCAAGAGUAUUUAUGGUGAUAAGGCAUUAAUGUAACCGUACCCUGUAGAUCAUCACGCCACUGGUAACCGGUGCUCCUGAAUAAAGAUAUACAGCACAAACAUACUCUACAUGCUACCGAUAACAACUGCUAGGCAACUAAACGGCUAUGAUCAGCAUUAGUUGGCUGUUCUUGAGAGCCACUUCUGAUAUAUUCUCGAGGCAUGUAGUCAUAUUUAGUCUACGUAUACUAAAACGUGCAUUAUCGAAUAAGCUCAAAUAAAAACUGAAGGAAUCAAAAUGAUCUCAGUCUCUUUCACAAGCUUUCCCUGUAUUGGUAACGGUAAAUAGAUUCGCAAUUUCCAACUUGAUAUAUGAGAGGGAGUCGUAUUACACAGUCAUUUGGUAAAACUCAUAAACAAGCAAAAUGAAAGUCUAUCAGGACCCUCUGUAUUACCGGAUAAUUCAUCAUUGCCGCCUUACAAACACUGUCAACAGAAGCGAUAACAAUAUUUCGUCGCUUGUUCGAAAUCUUCACAUCGGCUCAUUACUGUCACCUAGGGCACACGUAUUUUAAUGCUUUACCGUCUAUUGCUCCAGUCAAUCAAUAGUUACUUGACAGAAGGCAAUGUGUUUCAGACAGCCAAAGCCAAAACUCGCUCUCGAUAACAAACAUCUCUCCUUUCUGCUCAAAUACAUCAUCGCUCGCAAUGUCAAGGGCGAAAAUAGAUUAACGUCAAGAGAUGCCUGUGGGAUUAUGUAAUAUCCUCUCAUUGUGUAGCACUUAAUUCUUGCUGCAGCCUCCAUUUUCUCAAGAGGACAUUAGGCCCAGUCACUGUCUGUUGGUAAUUACACUCAUUGGAGCGCAGCCUGUUAAGAGUUUCGUGUGCUUGGGCUAAUGUUCUGGGACAAUGCCACUUUCUUGCUGUUUAUGUUUCUACCACUCUAUAUGGUGGGUUUCAUUUUUUUAUUUAGUUUUGUUUUUUAGUAUGAAUUGAAAGCAUAAUACAUCAAUGAUUUCGUGUAUUUGCUGUCUUACUGAUAGUUUACUUUGCUUAGUGCUUUGAAAGUUUUACCAUAUUUUGAAAGUUGCAUGAUCAGCCAUUUCAGAAAUUGUAGUAAACCGCUUUCAAGAAAGUUUGAUGAAAUGUAGCUGUUUAUUUUGAAUAUCCAUUGAAUGAAUUAAGAUGGGUAUAUUGUGGAAAAAUCAGUGCGGUGAAAUUUUUGAGGGUGUAAAAGCUUGUUAAAGGGAUAGUUCACUCAAAAAUGUAAAUUCUGUCAUCGUUUACUCAACCUCAAGUUGUUCCAAACUUGUAUACAUUUCUUUGUAUUUAGCAGAACAAAGGAAACCAAGCUGGGGCACCAUUGACUUACAUCGUAGGAAAAAUAUAUACUAAUGCAGUGAAUGGUGCCCCAGAUCUGUUUGGUCAUUAACAUUUUUCUAAAUAUUUGUGUUCAGCAUAUAUACAUUUAUACAGAUUUGGGACAAAGUAAAUGGUUACAGCAGCUCUGGAGCACCACUGACUUCCAUAGUAGGGAAAAUGUAUACUAAUGCAGUGAAUGGUGCCCCAGAUCUGUUUGGCCAUUGACAUUUUACUAAAUAUUUGUGUUCAGCAGAUCAUAUACAAUUAUACAGAUUUGGGACAAAGUAAAUGGUUACAGCAGAUCUGGAGCACCAUUGACUUCCAUAGUAGGGAAAAUGUAUCCUAAUGCAGUGAAUGGUGCCCCAGAUCUGUUUGGUCAUUAACAUUUUACUAAAUAUUUGUGUUCAGCAGAACAAAUACAUUUAGACAGAUUUGGGACAAAGUAAAUGGUUACAGCAGAUCUGGAGCACCAUUGACUUCCAUAGUAGAAAAAAAUAAUACUAAUGCAGGGAAUGGUGCCCCAUAUCUGUUUGGUUAUUAACAUUUUUCUAAAUAUUUGUGUUCAGCAGAACAAAUAAAUGUAUACAGAUUUGGGACAAAGUAAAUGGUUAUAGCAUAUCUGGAGCACCAUUGACUUCCAUAGUAGGAAAAAUGUAUACUAAUGCAGUGAAUGGUGCCCCAGAUCUGUUUGGUCAUUAACAUUUUUCUAAAUAUUUUUGUUCAGCAGAUCAUAUACAUUUAUACAGAUUUGGGACAACGUAAAUGGUUACAGCAUACAGUAUCUGGAGCACCAUUGACUUCCAUAGUAGGAAAAAUGUAUACUAAUGCAGUGAAUGGUGCCCCAGAUCUGUUUGGUCAUUAACAUUUUACUAAAUAUUUGUGUUCAGCAGAACAAAUACAUGUAUACAGAUUUGGGACAAAGUAAAUGGUUACAGCAGAUCUGGAGCACCAUUGACUUCCAUAUUCGAAAAAAAUAUAUACUUAUGCAGUGAAUGGUGCCCCAGAUCUGUUUGGUCAUUAACAUUUUACUAAAUAUUUGUGUUCAGCAGAACAAAUACAUUUAUACAGAUUUGGACAAAGUAAAUUGUUACAGCAGAUCUGGAGCACCAUUGACUUCCAUAGUAGAAAAAAUAAUACUAAUGCAGGGAAUGGUGCCCCAUAUCUGUUUGGUCAUUAACAUUUUUCUAAAUAUUUGUGUUCAGCAGAACAAAUACAUUUAUACAGAUUUGGGACAAAGUAAAUGGUUACAGCAGAUCUGGAGCACCAUUGACUUCCAUAGUAGAAAAAAAUAUACUUAUGCAGUGAAUGGUGCCCCAGAUCUGUUUGGUCAUUAACAUUUUUCUAAAUAUUUGUGUUCAGCAUAUAUACAUUUAUACAGAUUUGGGACAAAGUAAAUGGUUACAGCAGAUCUGGAGCACCAUUGACUUCCAUAGUAGGAAAAAUGUAUACUAAUGCAGUGAAUGGUGCCCCAGAUCUGUUUGGUCAUUAACAUUUUUCUAAAUAUUUGUGUUCAGCAGAACAUAUACAUUUAUACAGAUUUGGGACAAAGUAAAUGGUUACAGCAGAUCUGGAGCACCAUUGACUUCCAUAGUAGAAAAAAAUAAUACUAUGGCAGUAAAUGGUGCCCCAGAUCAGUUUGGUCAUUAACAUUUUUCUAAAUAUUUUUGUUCAGCAGAUCAUAUACAUUUAUACAGAUUUGGGACAAAGGAAAUGGUUACAGCAGAUCUGGAGCACCAUUGACUUCCAUAGUAGGAAAAAUGUAUACUAAUGCAGUGAAUGGUGCCCCAGAUCUGUUUGGUCAUUAACAUUUUACUAAAUAUUUGUGUUCAGCAGAACAAAUAAAUGUAUACAGAUUUGGGACAAAGUAAAUGGUAACUGCAGAUCUGGAGCACCAUUGACUUCCAUAUUCGAAAAAAAUAUACUUAUGCAGUGAAUGGUGCCCCAGAUCUGUUUGGUCAUUAACAUUUUACUAAAUAUUUGUGUUCAGCAGAACAAAUAAAUGUAUACAGAUUUGGGACAAAGUAAAUGGUUACUGCAGAUCUGGAGCACCAUUGACUUCCAUAUUCGAAAAAAAUAUACUUAUGCAGUGAAUGGUGCCCCAGAUCUGUUUGGUCAUUAACAUUUUUCUAAAUAUUUGUGUUCAGCAGAACAUAUACAUUUAUACAGAUUUGGGACAAAGUAAAUGGUUACAGCAGAUCUGGAGCACCAUUGGCUUCCAUAGUAGAAAAAAAUAAUACUAUGGCAGUAAAUGGUGCCCCAGAUCGGUUUGGUCAUUAACAUUUUACUAAAUAUUUGUGUUCAGCAGAACAAAUAAAUGUAUACAGAUUUGGGACAAAGUAAAUGGUUACUGCAGAUCUGGAGCACCAUUGACUUCCAUAUUCGAAAAAAAUAUACUUAUGCAGUGAAUGGUGCCCCAGAUCUGUUUGGUCAUUAACAUUUUUCUACAUAUUUGUGUUCAGCAGAACAUAUACAUUUAUACAGAUUUGGGACAAAGUAAAUGGUUACAGCAAAUCUGGAGCACCAUUGACUUCCAUAGUAGGAAAAAUGUAUACUAAUGCAGUGAAUGGUGCCCCAGAUCUGUUUGGUCAUUAACAUUUUUCUAAAUAUUUGUGUUCAGCAGAACAUAUACAUUUAUACAGAUUUGGGACAAAGUAAAUGGUUACAGCAGAUCUGGAGCACCAUUGACUUCCAUAGUAGAAAAAAUAAUACUAUGGCAGUGAAUGGUGCCCCAGAUCGGUUUGGUUAUGAACAUUUUAUAAAAUAAAUUAAUUUGCGUUUAGCAGAUCAAGGAAAUGUACAUGGGGGUGUAAACAUUUUUGGUGAACUAUCAAUUUAAUUUUAUAAACUUCUCACACAGAAACAGUACAACUUAUUAAAUAAUAUAAUCACUGCGAAAGCCCUAUUAAAAUCUAAAUAUACAGCAAUUAUCUGUUUUACAGUACAUGAACCUGGAGUUUGGUCAUUUUGUGUUUUAAAUGACAUAUUGGACACUGCGUUGAUUGUGACUUUACAGAGAUGUGUUGGUAAUUCUCACAAACUAUCAAAGGUUUUGGUUUGUGCCGUCUACUGUUGGAGAGGAGAGAUACUGUAUUAAAAAGGUUAUGGAACAGUUCUUACUUUACCAGAAUAAACUGUUUGUUACCGCA